AUUUCCUUGAUUUUAAAAUAAAAAAUAUUACUUAAAAGUUUGAACGUAGUUUCUAUAUCAAGAUGCAGAACGUUGAUCAAGGAGAACAUAUGUUGGCGUUAAAAGUAAUGCGUUUAACUCGUCCGACACUGGUUAGUCCUCAAGUUAUUACAUGUGAGGUGAAAGAUAUGCCACAAUCAAGUUUUCGACAGGUGCUCGAUAAUGAAGGGACAACUGUUUCAGGUGCAGAAACUGUAGCUGCAGGUCAAUUUAUGUUAUUGCCACAAUCGUUUGGUAAUAUAUAUUUGGGUGAAACUUUUGCCAGUUACAUAUGUGUACACAAUUGUACAACGCAUCCGGUAGAAGGUGUUAGUGUUAAAGCAGAUUUACAAUCCAACACGACACGUAUUAAUCUGUUAAUGCAUGAAAAGAAAACACAAUCUGUAUUGCUGGGACCAGAGGAAACAAUAGAUGAUGUUAUUCGCUAUGAAGUUAAAGAAAUCGGCACUCAUAUUUUAGUUUGUGAAGUCAAUUACAAUACUCUUGCUGGAUUUCCACAAAAUUUUCGCAAAUUUUUUAAAUUUCAAGUACUUAAACCACUUGAUGUAAAAACCAAGUUUAUUAAUGCUGAAAUGGAUGAAUGCUAUUUAGAGGCGCAGAUACAAAACAUAACAACUGGACCCUUUUGUUUGGAGAAAGUGGAAUUAGAUAGUUCAGAACACUACACUGUUACUUCUUUAAAUACUCUGCCAAAUGGAGAGUCAGUGUUUUCCACAAAAAAUAUGUUGCAACCAAACAAUAGCUGUCAAUUUCUUUAUUGCAUUAAGCCAAAACCAAGUAUUGCGAAAGAUAUCAAGGAACUUAGACAAGCGAGUGCUGUGGGUAAACUUGAUAUAGUUUGGCGUUCGAAUCUUGGCGAAAAAGGUCGCUUACAAACAAGUCAAUUGCAGCGUUUACCUUUUGAAUAUAAAGAUGUGCGUUUAGAAAUCAUCGAUGCAGAGAAUAUUGUUAAAAUAAGUGAACCUUUCACUUUUCAAUGCCGCGUAACAAAUACCACUGAACGUCCGAUGGACCUCGUAGUUAAAUUGGAGACAAAACUAAGUAAUAAGUGUGAUUAUACUGGAAGUGCACAGUUUUCAAUAGGAAAUUUAGAUCCAGGGCAGAGCAAUGAAUUCCCUUUAACUAUAUGUCCCAAUAGGCUGGGUCUUAUUAAAAUAUCUCCACUUAUAUUAAUAAAUAAGUUAUUGCAGGAAAAGUACACAAUCGAUAAGGUUGUAGAUGUGUUUGUUGUUGAUGCGGAUUACCAUGAAGAUAGCACAUUCCAAAUAAAUAAAUUUGUACGUUACGACAAUGCGCUACAAGUACUUUCAGAAGAACAAUCAUUAAGUUUACAAGUUGUCUGAAAAGUGAUUUGUUUAAAGAUAUUUAAAAAAUUUUGAAUCGUUUUUGAUUAUA
Teleopsis dalmanni is the source of this 1434-nucleotide messenger RNA. Its product is annotated as probable trafficking protein particle complex subunit 13 homolog. Gene Ontology annotation, cellular component: TRAPPIII protein complex. The coding region runs from base 63 to 1382 and encodes 439 amino acids. The record is from RefSeq and is a predicted model, not a curated record. NCBI's taxonomy places the organism in Eukaryota, Metazoa, Arthropoda, Insecta, Diptera, Diopsidae. The transcript has 6 exons.